AAAAGCUUUUUCGGCUAACUCCCGUUCCCCGCGUCCCCGCCCCCUAGCCCCCGCAUCACCCCCCUCUCAAAGUGCCCACCGUCCGCGUCGGCCCCUGGCGAAGCUGCAGCCUCAAGAGAUUCGCCAGCCUGCCGACCGUCUAUCUGCACGCCGACCCAGGUCUUGGGGGGCACCCCCGGCUCCCAGCUGAUCGCAGUUUUCCUUUGUGAGGCCUGGGGAUCUGCCCAGGCCACCGGGGGCAGGUCAACAUGGCAGAGACCUUGGAGUUCAACGAUGUGUAUCAGGAGGUGAAAGGUUCCAUGAAUGACGGGCGGCUGAGGUUGAGCCGCCAGGGCAUCAUCUUCAAGAACAGCAAGACGGGCAAAGUGGACAACAUCCAGGCUGGCGAAUUGACGGAAGGCAUCUGGCGCCGGGUGGCUCUCGGCCACGGUCUGAAGCUGCUCACCAAGAACGGCCACGUCUAUAAGUAUGACGGCUUCCGAGAAUCGGAGUUCGAGAAGCUCUCUGAUUUCUUUAAAACUCAUUAUCGCCUGGAGUUGAUGGAGAAGGACCUGUGUGUGAAGGGCUGGAACUGGGGCACCGUGAAGUUUGGUGGGCAGCUCCUUUCCUUUGACAUCGGCGACCAGCCGGUCUUUGAGAUCCCGCUCAGCAACGUGUCCCAGUGCACCACAGGCAAGAAUGAGGUGACGCUCGAGUUCCACCAGAAUGACGACGCCGAGGUGUCUCUCAUGGAGGUCCGCUUCUACGUCCCUCCCACGCAGGAGGAUGGCGUGGACCCUGUGGAGGCUUUUGCCCAGAACGUGCUGUCGAAGGCAGACGUGAUCCAGGCCACCGGGGACGCCAUCUGCAUCUUCCGGGAGCUGCAGUGUCUGACGCCCCGUGGUCGUUACGACAUCCGGAUCUAUCCCACCUUCCUGCACCUGCACGGCAAGACCUUCGACUACAAGAUCCCCUACACCACGGUGCUGCGUCUCUUCUUGCUGCCCCACAAGGAUCAGCGCCAGAUGUUCUUUGUGAUCAGCCUGGACCCUCCCAUCAAGCAGGGCCAAACCCGUUACCACUUCCUGAUCCUGCUCUUCUCCAAGGACGAGGACAUCUCCCUGACUCUGAACAUGAACGAGGAGGAGGUGGAGAAGCGCUUCGAGGGACGGCUCACCAAGAACAUGUCCGGAUCGCUGUACGAGAUGGUCAGCCGGGUCAUGAAGGCACUGGUGAACCGCAAGAUCACGGUGCCAGGCAAUUUCCAGGGGCACUCCGGGGCCCAGUGUAUCACGUGCUCCUACAAGGCGAGCUCUGGACUGCUGUACCCCCUGGAGCGGGGCUUCAUCUACGUGCACAAGCCCCCCGUGCACAUCCGCUUUGAUGAGAUUUCCUUUGUCAACUUUGCUCGUGGCACCACCACCACUCGUUCCUUCGACUUUGAGAUUGAGACCAAGCAGGGCACUCAGUACACGUUCAGCAGCAUUGAGAGGGAGGAGUACGGGAAGCUGUUUGAUUUUGUCAAUGCAAAGAAACUCAACAUCAAAAACCGAGGCUUGAAAGAGGGCAUGAACCCAAGCUAUGACGAGUACGCGGACUCAGAUGAAGAUCAGCACGAUGCCUACCUGGAGAGGAUGAAGGAGGAGGGCAAGAUCCGGGAGGAGAACGCCAAUGACAGCAGCGAUGACUCCGGAGAAGAAACCGAUGAAUCUUUCAACCCGGGUGAAGAAGAGGAAGAUGUGGCAGAGGAGUUUGACAGCAAUGCCUCUGCCAGCUCCUCCAGCAAUGAGGGAGACAGUGACCGGGAUGAAAAGAAGCGGAAACAGCUCAAGAGGGCCAAGAUGGCCAAGGAUCGCAAGAGCCGCAAGAAGCCUGUGGAGGUGAAGAAGGGCAAAGACCCCAACGCCCCCAAGAGGCCCAUGUCUGCAUACAUGCUGUGGCUCAAUGCCAGCCGGGAAAAGAUCAAGUCGGACCAUCCCGGCAUCAGCAUCACAGAUUUAUCCAAGAAGGCGGGCGAGAUCUGGAAAGGAAUGUCCAAAGAGAAGAAAGAGGAGUGGGACCGCAAGGCCGAGGAUGCCAGGAGGGAAUACGAAAAAGCCAUGAAAGAGUAUGAAGGGGGCCGCGGCGAGUCCUCCAGGAGAGACAAGUCAAAGAAGAAGAAGAAAGUCAAGGCCAAGAUGGAAAAGAAAUCUACCCCCUCUAGGAGCUCAUCAUCCAAGUCGUCUUCGCGGCAGCUGAGCGAGAGCUUCAAAAGCAAAGAGUUUGUGUCCAGUGACGAGAGCUCCUCGGGCGAGAACAAGAGCAAAAAGAAGAGGAGGAGGAGUGAGGACUCCGAGGAAGAGGAGGCAGCCACUACCCCGCCCAGCUCUGAGGACUCGGGGUCGGGAUCCGAUGAGUGAGGAGAUGUCUGCUCCUGCGCUUGCCCUGCCACAGCCCCAGCGCCCCACCGGGUCUCGGUCCUAGCUCUGCUCCCGGGACUCUGCCCUGGGGAGGAGUGCUGCCUCACAGGACGGCUCCCUACAGCUGGGGGACAGACGGGGUGGGAGGCUGGCACACUGGACCCACAUCCCUGUCCUGCUUUCCCUGACCUUAGGGAUGUUGCUCUUUCUUGUCCUUAUUAAAUCGCCAUAGCGGGAGUCAUGGGAAGUCAGGCCCGAAGCUCCUACCUGGGGUCUGUUUCUACCUUUAUUUUGUAUUUCUGGUCCGAGAAAAAUCAACAUUUAAUAAAGGGAACUGACUUUG
Ochotona curzoniae (black-lipped pika) is the source of this 2721-nucleotide messenger RNA. It is a transcript of the gene SSRP1, whose product is annotated as structure specific recognition protein 1. Gene Ontology annotation, cellular component: nucleus; FACT complex. The coding region runs from base 249 to 2378 and encodes 709 amino acids. Lineage: Eukaryota; Metazoa; Chordata; Mammalia; Lagomorpha; Ochotonidae. Gene Ontology annotation, molecular function: histone binding; nucleosome binding; DNA binding. The record is from RefSeq and is a predicted model, not a curated record. The transcript is spliced from 17 exons.